Messenger RNA from Brassicogethes aeneus, 1390 nucleotides. Lineage: Eukaryota; Metazoa; Arthropoda; Insecta; Coleoptera; Nitidulidae. The record is from the annotation of a GenBank genome assembly.
UGUUUUAGAGCACGUUUUUAUGAGUUUUUUUCAAAGUACCUAUAUUAAAGAUGUUUGUAUCAUGUUAAAGACGAAAAAACUUUAAUGUUUACAUCGGCUUAAAAGUUCAGAAAUGAUAGAACUCGCCUAGUUAGUUUAUAUUACGCUUUUUGUUUAUUUUAAAUUUUAUUAAUAUGGCUAAAAGUUUAAAUUUACGAAGCAUCGAAGAACUAAGAACCUCCACAUUUAAAAUAGAAGGUGUACCUACUGUUACCUCUGAAGAACAAUGUGAUACAGAAGAAAUAGUUGCUAAGAAAUAUGAGGAUUUGCAUAAAAAUCUUUUGGUUAAUAAAAAUUUGCCAGUUUUAUUGAGAAAGCAACAUAUUGACUACUUAUUGCAGAAUUUGCAUUUUCUUCCAACAUCGUAUCAGUUUUUGGACGCAAGUAGAUCAUGGAUGUGUUAUUGGAUUUUACAUGCCCUAACACUCCUAGGAACAGACAUUAAUGAAGGAACUAAAUCCAAAGUAUCAUCUUUUUUAAAAAAAUGUCAACAUCCAGAUGGUGGUUUUGGGGGCGGUCCAGGACAAUUAAGCCACUUAGCCCCAACAUAUGCAGCUGUAAAUGCUUUAGUUUUACUUGGAAACGAAGAAGCAUAUAAUGUUAUUGAUAGGUGUAAACUAAAAAAGUUCCUUACAAGAAUGCAUCAACCUGAUGGUUCUUUUACAAUGCAUGAAGGUGGAGAAGUCGAUAUUAGAGGGGCAUAUUGUGCAUUAUCAGUGGCAAGCCUAACAGACAUUUUAAGUAAAGAAACUUUCAUUAACACACCUGAAUGGCUAGUGACAUGCCAAACUUAUGAAGGUGGUUUUGCAGGGUGUCCUGGAAUGGAAGCACAUGGAGGGUAUUCUUUUUGUGGUCUAGCAGCUUUGUUUAUUCUUCAAAAAGGUCAUUUAAUUGACUAUAAUGCAUUUUUGAGGUGGCUGGUCAAUAGGCAAAUGCGGUUUGAAGGGGGUUUUCAAGGGAGAACCAAUAAGUUGGUUGACGGGUGCUAUUCAUUUUGGCAGGGAGGAGCAUUUUCUUUAAUUUACUCCCUUUUAGCAAACGAAAACAAUCCUCCCAGUCAUCAACUAUUUGAUGAAAGAGCUCUGCAAGAAUAUCUAUUAAUUUGUUGUCAAAAUAUUCAUGGAGGGUUGAUUGAUAAACCUGGAAAACCCAGAGAUGUCUACCAUACUUGUUAUACCUUAAGUGGACUUUCCGUCGCUCAACAUUUUAAAAACGAAAGUUAUAUUUUAGGACCUUUACAAAAUAAAGUAGGAUUUAUUCAUCCAUUAUACAACAUAAGACCAGAUUUGGUAAAAAAAGCCAUACUAUUUUUUAAUAAUUCUAAAUUAAUAUCUAGUAAUGUAAGCUAAAC